Molecule: messenger RNA, 1536 nt
Organism: Vicia faba (fava bean)
Lineage: Eukaryota; Viridiplantae; Streptophyta; Magnoliopsida; Fabales; Fabaceae
Source: the annotation of a GenBank genome assembly
AUGGGAAUCAAAAGCAGAAGCACUAGUUUGCUAUCUCUACUAUGCAUUGUUGUUGCAUUAGUAACUGUGUCUUUGGUACAAGCAGAAGAUGAUUAUAAAUUCUUCACAUGGACCGUGACUUAUGGAACCCUUUCUCCUCUUGGUACUCCCCAACAAGUUAUUCUGAUUAAUGGUCAGUUUCCUGGUCCUAGACUUGAUUUGGUAACUAAUAACAAUGUGAUUCUCAACCUUGUCAAUAAGCUAGAUGAGCCAUUUUUACUCACAUGGAAUGGGAUUAAGCAAAGGAAAAAUUCAUGGCAAGAUGGAGUUGUAGGAACCAACUGUCCUAUUCCUCCAAACUCAAACUAUACAUACAAGUUUCAAACCAAGGAUCAGAUUGGAACUUAUACCUAUUUUCCAUCAACUAAAAUGCAUAAAGCUGCUGGAGGGUUUGGAGGACUCAAUGUUUAUCGUAGAUCUGUUAUCCCGAUUCCUUAUCCAAAUCCUGAUGGAGAUUUUACUCUACUCAUUGGUGAUUGGUACAAAACCAACCACAAGGUGUUGAGCCAAUCUUUAGAUUCUGGAAAAUCUAUUGGUUUUCCUGAUGGGCUGCUUAUCAAUGGUCAAGUUCAUUCUAGCUUCACUGGUGACCAAGGAAAAACCUAUAUGUUUAGGAUCUCGAAUGUGGGUUUGUCAACCUCAAUUAACUUUAGAAUUCAGGGUCAUAUGCUAAAACUAGUUGAAGUUGAAGGAUCACAUGUGAUCCAAAACGUAUACGAUUCACUUGAUGUUCAUGUUGGACAAUCUAUUUCUGUGUUAGUAACGUUAAAUCAACCUCCAAAGGACUAUUACGUUGUCGCUUCAACAAGAUUUACUCAAACAGUUCUCACCACAAUUUCUGUGCUGCAUUAUGCAAAUUCUCAUUCCUCAGCAUCAGGAACAUUGCCUCCGCCCCCUGCUAACGGUUAUGACUUGUCUAUGAAGCAAGCUAGAACUUACAGAUGGAAUCUGACAGCUAAUGCUGCUAGGCCUAAUCCACAAGUUAACAGUGUCUCCUAUGUUAACCCUGAUACCCCUCUUAAACUUGCUGAUUACUUCAACAUUCCUGGAAUCAUUGAUAACUCAAUUCAAAUCACUCCCUCUAAUGUUCCUGCACAUAUAGCUACAUCCGUGUUGCGAACUUCUCUCCAUGAUUUUAUCGAAGUUGUUUUCCAAAACAAUGAAAAAACCAUGCAAUCUUGGCAUCUUGAUGGUUAUGAUUUUUGGGUUGUUGGUUAUGGUUUUGGCCAAUGGACAAGUGCUAGUAAAAGUACCUAUAAUCUAGUGGAUGCCUUGACUAGACACACUGCUCAGGUAUAUCCGAACUCUUGGACAGCUAUAUUGGUGUCAUUGGAUAACCAAGGAAUGUGGAAUUUGAGAUCAGCCAUAUGGGAAAGACAAUAUCUUGGACAACAGUUGUAUCUAAGGGUGUGGAAUGCACAACGCACUGCAGCCAAUGAAUAUGAUAUUCCUAGUAAUGCUUUGCUUUGUGGCAAAGCAUUGGGACAUCAUUCUUAG